AUGGCAUCGGAAAUGUUGAAAAGCAACGCUCUCAAUAUGGUCCCCAUGAUUGUGAUUGGCAGCUGGAUCAACUGGGCGUUUUCGGGCUUCCUUACCACUAAGGUUCCGUUCCCUUUGACUUACCGUUUCAAGCCAAUGUUACAACGUGGUUGUGAGUCAUUAAACUCUCUAAACGCUUCGUGGGUGAGCUCAGCCUCUUGGUACUUUUUGAAUAUAUUUGGUCUACGCAGCAUGUACGGCUUGGUCCUGGGAUCUGAUAAUGCUGCCGAACAACCAAUGUUUCUGACCGAUCAUGCACCUCCAGCGGCAGGGCAGGCGCCCCAAGAUAUGCAAAAAGCGUUCAAAGCAGAAUGGGAGGCCCUGGAGGUAGUUGAACAUCAAUGGGCUUUAGCUGAUGCUGAAAGUCGGUUACUUAUGCGGUAUAGAUGA
This is a messenger RNA of Echinostoma caproni, 429 nucleotides long. The record is from the annotation of a GenBank genome assembly. NCBI's taxonomy places the organism in Eukaryota, Metazoa, Platyhelminthes, Trematoda, Plagiorchiida, Echinostomatidae.